AUGCACGCCUUACAAGUACAAAGUACUUACAAGUACAAAGAGAAUAAUACCCGAAAUUCCUCCCUAGCUUUUGAACUCUUUUGUUUAGGUGAGACGUGGAAUCCAUUAAAAUUGCAUUAUCAGUUAAGAAACGUCCGGGAACGAUUAGCAAAAAACCUGGUGAAAAAGGGCGUACUGACAACAGAGAAACAGAACUUCCUCCUCUUUGACAUGACGACGCACCCCCUCACCAACAACAGCAUUAAGCAGCGCCUCAUCAAGAAGGUGCAGGAAGCCGUUCUCGACAAGUGGGUGAACGGCCCUCACCGCAUGGACAAGCGCCUGCUGGCCCUCCUCUACCUGGCUCACGCCUCGGACGUCCUAGAGAAUGCGUUCGCGCCAAUGCUGGACGAGCAGUACGACGUAGCCACCAAGCGGGUGCGGCAGCUCCUGGACUUGGACCCUGAGGUGGAGUGUCUGAAGGCCGGGACCAACGAGGUGCGAUGGGCGGUGGUGGCCGCCUUCACCAAGUGACCCUGCCCCGAACCAUGCGUCCCCCUUCUCUCACGGGAACCAGUCGUUUUUCUUCUAUGGACUUCUGGGUUUCUGCAGUUUGUACUUCCCACACUGUAAUUGGCUUUUGUUUCAUGAAAUGGGG
Messenger RNA from Bubalus bubalis (water buffalo), 637 nucleotides. Its product is annotated as Golgi phosphoprotein 3-like. The record is from RefSeq and is a predicted model, not a curated record. Gene Ontology annotation, cellular component: Golgi cisterna; trans-Golgi network; cytosol. Bases 1 to 513 code for a protein of 170 amino acids. The transcript has a single exon. Gene Ontology annotation, molecular function: phosphatidylinositol-4-phosphate binding. Lineage: Eukaryota; Metazoa; Chordata; Mammalia; Artiodactyla; Bovidae. Gene Ontology annotation, biological process: Golgi to plasma membrane protein transport; Golgi vesicle budding; Golgi organization.